Molecule: messenger RNA, 990 nt
Organism: Penicillium daleae
Lineage: Eukaryota; Fungi; Ascomycota; Eurotiomycetes; Eurotiales; Aspergillaceae
Product: PhzF family phenazine biosynthesis protein
Exons: 1
Coding region: 1-990 (329 amino acids)
Biological process (GO): biosynthetic process
Cellular component (GO): cytoplasm
Molecular function (GO): isomerase activity
Source: RefSeq, a predicted model, not a curated record
AUGACGACACUCCGGUAUUACAUCGUCGAUGUCUUCUCUUCCACAGCCUACAAAGGCAACCCCCUCGCCGUGGUAGACAACACCAGCGACACCCUCACCAAGACCCAAAUGCAACUAAUAGCCCGUCAAUUCAACCUAUCCGAGACAACAUUCAUCUGUCCCCCCACAAACUCCGACGCCAAUCUACGUCUACGCUCAUUCCUCCCCAAUGGAGAAGAAGUCUUCGGAGCCGGCCACAACUCCCUCGGCGCGUGGUGGUGGGCUGUCCAUUCAGGGACAUGCAACGCACCAUCUAACCACGAUGCACGUAUCUACCAGCAACAACUCGGCGAAGCUAUACUACGCGUGGAAGUUUCCAAAUCCCCCACCGGGGAAAUCAGAAUCUCCAUGCGUCACGGCGAACCUCAGUUCCUGAACAAACACGCCAAUAAAGCAUCACUAGCCGAUGCUCUCGGCAUCCACGCAGAUGAUAUCGGACUCCAAGAUCCCUCGGGAACUACACUCCUCGACGAAGCACAAGUAGUGACAACCUCACCGGCUCGACACCUGCUCAUCCCACUUAUCAACAAAGAAGCCCUGGACCGAGUCUCGUUCGCCAAUCAAGAGCGCAUUGCGGAGGAACUCGCUAGCACGGAAAGUCACAACAGCGGCGUUUAUGUUUUCACUUCUGUUGAAAGCGCAAAUGGCGAUCCGAGAUUUGAGGCGAGAUUUUUCAGUCCCGGGAUGGGCAUGGAAGAUCCGGCCACUGGGUCUGCGGCGGGGCCGUUGGCGGCGUUUGUAUGGGAAAAUGGCAAGAGUUUGCUUUCUGAUCGAGUUGAUGGGUCGGGGGCUGUUGGUGUUGAGGUUGUGCAGGGGUUGAGGACUGGGAGGGAGUGUUUGAUGAAAGUCAGUGUGGGUCGGUAUUGGCCGGGGAAUAUCGAGUUAUCAGGGACCGGGGUGCUGGUGGCUGAUGGUAAUAUUGCUAUUCCUUCGUCGGAUGUUGUUUUCUAG